GGGACACUUGCGAUUCUUCUCUCCUUUGGAACCUUCGCCUGUCUGAUUUUAUCUCUACAUAUUCUAUUCUCUCUAUUCCUUACUUUCUUUGUCCCCAUUCCCCUCAAUUCCUCUUUCCUUUCCCCUUUUAUAGACCAUCGUUAGAGCUAUAUCUCAUCAUGUCUGGAACUCAACCCGUGGCUCUCUACGCCCUGCGCGUGCCUCCUGGAGGUGCGCUGAUCCCGGCUCUCCCUGAGGUCGCUGCUAUGUUCCGAGUCAACAUGGCGGCCAUUGACCCCGAUGAGACCCCCGAGUUCGAAGAUGGCGCCGAGAACCAGCGUCCCCGGGCUACUCUGAAGCUGGUCCGUCCUCCCCCCGGCUUGGACUAUGACGAGUCGGAUGAGGAUGAUGAGUCCGAUGAGGAUUCCGAGGAUGAUGACGAGGUCAACGGCGGUCCUAGCGACAAGGAGCGCGCCCGUCAGCUCAAGAAGGCUGCCGCCCAGAAGGCUUUGGAGGAGGCGAUGGCGGAGGAUGACGAAGAGUCGGAUGAGGAUGAGGAUGACGACGACUUUGACCUGAAGGCGGCUAUCUCGAAGCUUGUCAAGGGCAAGGGCCCUGCCAUGGAGGAUGAUGAAGAUGACGAGUCGGAUGAGGGCCUGGACCUGGACGAGAUGGUCAUCUGCACUCUGGAUCCCGAGAGAAACUUCCAACAGCCCCUCGACAUCACCGUGUCCGAGGACGAGCGCGUGUUCUUCAAGGUGACCGGUACCCACACCAUCUACCUGACCGGUAACUACGUCAUGCCCAUGGAUGAGCCCCAGGACGAGUCCGAUGAGGAGGACGAGGAUGACUACGACCUCUCCCCCGAUGAGGAUGAGCUCGACAUGGACCUCAUGGACGAGGACGAGGAGAGCGACGACCUGGAUGACCUGGAGAACCCGAGAAUCACCGAGGUCGACAGUGAGGAGGAUGCCCCGAAGCUGGUUGAGGCUAAGGGCAAGGGCAAGGGCAAGCGCGCCGCCGCCGAGGCCGAGAGCCUCGACGAUCUCAUGGCCAAGGAGGCCGAGGCGUCGAGCAAGAAGCAGCAGAAGAAGGUGAAGAAGAACAACGGUGACGCCGCCCCCGUCGAGCAAAAGAAGGAGGGCAAGGAGGCCAAGAAGGUCCAGUUCGCCAAGAACCUGGAGCAGGGCCCCACCCCGUCCGCCCAGGACAAGAAGCCCGCCGAGAAGUCCACCGGCACCCUGGGUGUCAAGGAGAUCAAGGGUGUCAAGAUCGAUGACAAGAAGCUGGGAAGCGGUGCCGCUGCCAAGAGCGGUAACACCAUUGCCAUGCGUUACAUCGGCAAGCUCGAGGAUGGCAAGGUCUUUGACUCCAACAAGAAGGGCAAGCCUUUCACCUUCAAGCUGGGUAAGGGUGAGGUCAUCAAGGGUUGGGAUAUCGGUGUCGCCGGCAUGGCUGUCGGUGGUGAGCGCCGCAUCUCCAUCCCCCCCAACCUUGCGUACGGCAAGAAGGCUCUCCCCGGCAUCCCCGGCAACUCGAAGUUGAUCUUCGAUGUCAAGCUGCUGGAGAUCAAAUAAUUGCCUGUUUUUUGAACCUGUACGAUGUGCGUCGGCGCACCGCCCCUGACACGCCUCAUGGCCGUCAGUGAGGAGGAAUUCGCUCUCUUUCAUAUCAAUGUUUUGUGUUUUUUUUUUUCCCAAAAGGAAUGGUGUUAUAGGGGUUUUGAGUAUAGUUAGGUUCUGUUCUGUGAUAUCCGACUUGUUAUCUUCUUGCAGAGUCCCCGAUGUGCAUGCAGUAGGGAUGAGGAUAUCGCAAGCAAUCCACGUCCUGUUGUUGAAUAAUGGAAAGAGUAUCAUUUAAAUAUUACCUAUUUAUUGCCUC
Aspergillus candidus is the source of this 1860-nucleotide messenger RNA. Its product is annotated as FKBP-type peptidyl-prolyl cis-trans isomerase. The transcript is spliced from 4 exons. The record is from RefSeq and is a predicted model, not a curated record. Bases 159 to 1556 code for a protein of 465 amino acids. Gene Ontology annotation, cellular component: chromatin; nucleolus. NCBI's taxonomy places the organism in Eukaryota, Fungi, Ascomycota, Eurotiomycetes, Eurotiales, Aspergillaceae. Gene Ontology annotation, molecular function: macrolide binding; peptidyl-prolyl cis-trans isomerase activity.